Tauraco erythrolophus (red-crested turaco) is the source of this 1098-nucleotide messenger RNA. NCBI's taxonomy places the organism in Eukaryota, Metazoa, Chordata, Aves, Musophagiformes, Musophagidae. The record is from RefSeq and is a predicted model, not a curated record.
AUGUCAGCUCCCUGGCAAAUACGCUGCAAUAAAAGAUCCAGAACUAAGAAAGGAAGCGCUGAAAUGGACAAUAUGGCAGACAGAAGUGAAAGAAUACAGAUGGAAAAAAAAAUCACAUUACUAAAUGGAGUUUAUUUAAUUGUAGGGAACAUGAUUGCCUCUGGAAUAUUUGUAUCACCCAUACCUGUUUUACUGUACAGUGCUUCCUAUGGACUCUCUCUCGUCAUCUGGGCACUCGCUGGGAUAUUCUCGCUGUUCGGAGCUUUGUGUUAUGCUGAACUGGGAACAUCUAUUGUUAAAUCUGGAGGUUAUUAUACCUAUCUUCUGGAAACAUUUGGUGCUUUUGUGGCCUUCAUCAGCCUGUGGUGUUACUUGCUAAUUACUGAACCAACAACUCAGGCAGUGAGAGCAAUCACAUUUGCUAACUACAUCGUUCAACCAAUUUUUCCUGAUUGUGAGCUGCCAUAUGAUGCAGUCAGGUUAAUUGCAGCUGCUUGUGUUUGUUCCCUAACAUUUAUGAAUUGUGUUAAUGUGAGGUGGGGAAGCUGUGUACAAGGUUUGUUCACAUUUGUGAAAGUUAUGGGUCUUAUCUUGGUGAUAGUUGUUGGCCUUUACAAAAUCGCUAAAGGAGAAACGGAAAACCUGAGAGCUCCGUUCCAGGGCUCAACAACAAACCUGGGGAGCAUCGUGCUUGCUUUCUACUUUGCCCUCUUCUCCUACAGGGGAUGGGACAUACUCAACUAUGUCACUGAAGAUAUGCAGAAUCCUGAGAGGAAUCUACCUCUUUCUAUUACAAUUUCAGUGCCUAUUGUGACUAUUAUUUACUUGCUGACUAAUACAGCGUACUAUGUCGUGUUGGACAUGUCAACUCUCCUCACAAGUGAGGUGGUGCCUGUGACGUUUGGCAAUGAAGUCCUUGGUUAUGCUAAGUGGAUAAUUCCUAUAGCAGUGGCCAUGUCUUGCUACAGUGGGUUAAACUCAUCAAUAAUUGCAACAUCCAGGCUUUUUUAUGUUGGUGCCAGGGAAGGACACCUCCCUGAGAGCCUGAGAUUGAUUCAUGUAAAGCACUUCACACCAGUCCCUGCUCUCCUCUUCAAC